This is a messenger RNA of Chilo suppressalis (striped riceborer), 5344 nucleotides long. Lineage: Eukaryota; Metazoa; Arthropoda; Insecta; Lepidoptera; Crambidae. The record is from the annotation of a GenBank genome assembly.
AGAAAAAAAAACCCUGUAUUCUGUGGUGUGGUGCAAGAGCAAGAAAUUAAUGAAAACAAGAAAAUUUUAUUUACAACAGUGUUUUUUGGUUUUUGUUUAAUUGAAACGUAAAAUCGUAAAUUUUAUUACAAAGUACAAACAUUAAAGCUUCUGUGUUUACCUAAAAUUACAAUGCACCUCGGAGUAAACAUAUCUAAUGCAUUACAACAACUGGAGAGCGUUAAAGCUGCUGUCGACCAAAGCGAUGAUCCGAAGCUGAAGGCAGCUACAAGUGAUGAUUUAAAUAUGCUCAUCAACUUGCUUGAAAGUCCCAUUUUGAAGAGUAUAGCCACACUUCACGAUUCUGUGGGAAUGUUAGCUACUCAGGUAGCCCACCAUCCUUCUAUACUUCCAAGUGAUUUUGAUAUUACACCUGCAGGUGACUUAGCAUUGCAAGCUAGAAAUCUGUAUGGUGGUAAUGAAGGAGAAGAAGAGCAACGUGUUCCCCAAGUAUCACCACCACAAAGCCUGGAAUUUGGCUCUACUUCAGAUAUUGAACGCAUGAUUGGAUUAGAUAAUGCCUCUGUGGAUUCUAAUAUGUCUCCUAAGCAGAGUCGUGGGGUUCUAGAUUUAUCACGAAACGAUGAUUCAUUAGCUUCUACAUCACACAAUAUUGUUGCUGGUGAUUGGGCUCAAGUUGAAAUCAUUAACCUUGUCAAUGAUGGCACUGGACUUGGCUUUGGUAUUAUUGGUGCAAGAACAAGUGGUGUUAUAGUUAAAACUAUACUCGCUGGUGGUGUCGCAGAUCGAGAUGGCCGCCUUAAAUCAGGAGAUCACAUAUUACAAAUAGGAGAUGUCAGUUUGAUGGAGAUGGGCUCGGAACAGGUGGCCGGUGUGUUGCGCGCGUCGGGGUCUCGCGUGCGUUUGGUCGUGGCACGCGCCGCUGAUCCCGCUACCAAUCAGCCUUCCACCGCACCCAUAGUGCCUGCUAGACUGCUAUCAGAUCCUGAGGCUCUGGACCGUUACUUGCUAGAUGCAGGGUUCGAACAAGUUUUCCACACACAGCCGACGCCUUUGCCACUCAACAAUGCGACGCGAUUUGUCUUUGACAAGUCAAUUACACCCCCACCUGAAACAGAUGCUGAAUCACCAGAAGUCGACAGAUUUACAGUGCAAUUAAAAAAAGACGAGAAUGGUCUAGGAAUCACUAUUGCUGGAUACGUCUGCGAGAAGGAGGAGUUGUCUGGUAUAUUCGUGAAGUCAGUGACGGCGGGCAGCGCGGCGGCCAUGAGCGGGCGGGUGAGGGUCAAUGACCGCAUUGUCGCCGUCGACGGCGUCUCGCUCGCCGGCAAGUCAAACCAACGCGCCGUCGACGCGCUGAAACAGAGCGGGAAUGUCGUCACUCUGGAACUGGAGAGAUACCUCCGCGGGCCAAAGUUCGAACAGCUGCAGCAAGCUAUAGCGGCGGGCGAGAGUGCAGCAGUGGCGGCGCCCCACAACCCCUUCCUGCACAUGCAUCGACCGGAGCCGCCCGUCGACCACGACAUACAGAUGACACACCUACACACCUCCGUAGACAGCGCGGUGGAGGAAGUUUCACCGUCGCCGCCCCGUUCACCGCCGACGCCGCCCUCGCAACGCUCCCACCCGCCCUUCGAGAUGCCGCGCACGCAGGAACAGAAGGAUGCCAUCAAACGGAAAUGGCAAGCUAUACUUGGUUCCGAUGUCGAAAUCGUAGUUGGCGUAGUAGUUCGCGGCGGAGGUGGGUUGGGCAUAUCCUUGGAAGGCACAGUGGACGUGGAAGGGGGUCGUGAAGUUCGUCCGCAUCACUACGUGCGAUCCGUACUGCCUGAAGGACCAGUAGGCCGCGCUGGAGUGCAUCGACCAGGAGACGAACUGUUAGAGGUGAAUGGGCACCGUUUGCUGGGCAUGAACCACUUGGAAGUGGUGUCGAUAUUAAAGGAGCUAUCGAGUGAGGUGUGCAUGGUCUGCGCCCGGCCCAAGCCACAGCCCGCGUUAGAACUGGCCCCGCCUUCUGCUACCCUUGUCAAGGCUAAAUCGGACGGUAGUUUAGCGGGUGCAGGCGCAGAAGAGGGCGGGUCGCUGUCAGCGGGCGGCAAAGUUCGUUCACGAAGCCUCGAGCCCCUAACUGGACUCGCUAUGUGGUCUUCAGAACCGCAGAUUAUUGGUAAGACCUGAAUGAAACUUAUAUUUUGUUUUAUUUUUCUUACAAAAUAUUCCCGUUUUUCAUUCAUCCAAAUAUUGCAUGUGGCGGCGACAUCUACACGCCAACAUGGAGGAACUAAUCACUCGCCUCAUCAAGAGAUGGCGCUACUGGCGCUUCGAUCAAUAAGUAUGGAGGCUGCCAGAGCCACCAGGCCAAGUAAAAGUAAACUACAGAACUAGUGAAAGGCGAACGCGGGCUCGGAUUUUCGAUUCUCGACUACCAAGAUCCGUUGCGGCCUUCCCACACGCUGGUCGUGAUCCGCUCGCUAGUGCCGGGCGGCGUCGCGCAACAAGACGGUCGGCUUAUACCCGGCGAUCGGUUGCUUUUCGUCAAUGACCAGAACUUAGAAGAUGCAAGCUUAGAACAAGCAGUGGCAGCGUUGAAAGGCGCACCGCGUGGCGUAGUCCGUAUCGGAGUGGCUAAACCUCUCCCAUUGGCCGACGCCCCGCCCCCACUACCGGCCACCGCACCCCCUACCCAAGCGUAAAACUGAACAGCAUGUCGAUUCUGUUAGAUACAAUCUCACUUAUCAUCAUCAGCCUAUAAAUGUUCCCACUGCUGGGGCACAGGCCUUCCCUAUGGAUGGAAUAGGGAGAUUGGGCCAUGACCCACCACACGGGCCCAGUGCGGAUUGGCGGGUGCUUACAAUUGAAGAUACAGCAGGAACCAACGGCUUAACGUGCCUUCCGAAGCACUGAGGAACUCGAGAUAGAAGAUUUUUGGUCACCCAUCCAAUGACCAAACAUUGCGAAAGUUGCUUUACUUCAACGACCGCAGCCGAACGCGCUAGCCACCUGCGUCAUCGAGCUCCUCCCAAUCUCACUUAAAAACUCAUUUAUUCGGAUUUAUGACCAUUGUCAAAUGUCUAUUACUGACUGCUUCAACAGUUAAUGCGACAUGUUACCAUGUGGGUGCGUAAAACAUUUCAAGCUAAUGCCUUAAAUGACAGCUAUGAAAUACGCAACUAUAGGAUUCGGAAGGGAGAUUAUAUUUUACAGAAUCGCACUGCAGUAUUCAAACAAAAACCAUACAGGUAUGAACAAUAAUAGCCUAUUUAACUGACAUAAUUAUUAUUUAGCCUAUUUAACUGAAAUUUGAUUUUUGUGACCUUUAUAACUGAGCGCGUAAGGUUGGUUAUUAUGCAUAUCGGAGUGGACCCCUCUCAUUGGCCGACGCUCCGUUGCCACUACUGGCCACUGCACACCCUUCCCAAGCGUAAAACUGAUCAAUAUUCAAACAAAACCAAUACAUGUAUGAACAAUGAUAGCCUUUUAAGACAUGUGAUUUGUGUGAUGAUAUGACUGAGCUUGUAAGUUUGACUUUUGUGCAUAUCGAGUGGCUAAACCUCUCCUAUUGACCGACGCCCCGCCUUCUUCCCAUCCUAGAACCGACCAGUACUCAAAGAAAACCAAUACAGUUAUGAACAAUUAUAGCCAUUAUAACCGAUAUUUAAUUUGUGUGAGGAUAUGAUGAUUAUAACUGAGCGCGUGAGUUUGACUUUGUCUGCCAUAGAAAAUUAACAAACCUCACUAUAUCAGUGACAGAAAAUUGCCCGUUCUAGUUGUGUAUAACUGUGACAUUAUUUUCAAACUCCUGCUGUAUUCUUGCAUUUAUUUAAAUCUCGCAUUGACGAGUACUAAAAUGUACGAAACUCGUGUAUGACUCCGAUAUAAAUUUGACAUCUACUCAGUUGACAUUGUAAAUAUGACGCGAUAUUAAUUGCGUAGCGUGUAAUGUAAAUUUUUGUAAAACAUUUAUCUAUGUAUUUUAAAUUUGCAUUUGGUUUGUUAAUAAAUACUUGUGCAGCGUACGGGCGAUAUUGCGCCAACAAUCAAUUACAUGUCUCGGCAAUGUUCAAUUAUAAACAGAUUAUAAGCCAUCGCGAGUCGUUCGUGCAUUGCAUAAGUUCAAAUAGCGUAAUUACAUUUGUUCACUGCCCUGAAUAGGAUUGUUAUAAUACAGGAUCCAGAUGACCUUUAUAUUUGAGAAGCCCAAGUUUUAAAAGAUUUGAAAGUUUGGUACUAAAUACAUUAGCCAACAGCAGCUCUUUAGACCUACUUCGGAACAUACAAAACUCUCAAUCACCCAAUAAAAUUUUCGACCUUAAUGACUAAGGAUCGAGGUUCAGAAUCGAGUUCAGAAUUAUGAGGUUUUAUGUUGACCUAACGACCUGUGGUUCGUUAAAUGACAGCUAAUAAAGUCGUUAUCAUAGAAAAAUUACUUCUUCAUCUAUAGAUAAGAGGAAUUUUACAGAUAGUAUAAGAAAAUUAAUGAAUAUUUUCUAUAAAUUAGAAAAUAAUAAGAAGAAAAAGAAACAUUAUGGAUCGGGCAAUCUGAGAGUAACGAGCACAGGGCGAAAAAUAACAUAAAAUAUGACAAAAGUAACGUUCUUACAACGCUGUCCAUAUUAUUUAUGUAUAUUACAAGAUCUACAGUUAUUAAUCAAUAAAAUGGGUUUAAAAUGGAAAAAUCUAUAUUUUAUUUAGUUACGUGGCAGAGAAGUUGGAAAAGGUCCAAUGACAAGGUGUAAUCUUGAGUUAAUUAAUAUAACUGUGUCAAACAGACUUUCAUCAUUCAUAUUAGUUGACUUUUAACAUUAUUAGCUUUAAUGAAAUGUAUUUUGACAUUCCCGUAAUUCAUUCCAAUUAUAGAAAAAUGAAAUAUUUACAUUUUCUGGAUAUAGUUUUAGUAUCGAGAAGUAAAUAACUUUUAAUUAUAUCGACAUACACAUUUACUUAAUGUAAGAUAAACUAUUGCUAUUAAAUAUGAAAUUACACAUCUAUUCUAAAGUAUUAUAUUCUUUAAAACUUAUUGUAUUUUUUGUAUUACCUUAUAGUUUAUCAUGCGUAUAUUUAAUUACACUUUAGUUUUAAGUGUUGGCAAUCAGGAGUAUAUUAGAUAAAAAUGACAAAAAUAUCAUAAAUUGUAAAAAAAUCCUUAAGAAGUUUAAAUGAAAUCAAAUAUUGCUUUUGAUCUCAAUAAUUUGUGAAUGUUUAAUAAGUUUUGAUGUACUUAUCAUAUAAAUAUACCUGUAUAAAUUUUAUUACAUUUAUGAAUUUAUGUAAAAGUCUAUUAUAUUAAGUGAUGUUCAAAUAAAAAGAGUUUUUCUUAAAACUGUAUAUAUUUCUUGUAACAAAA